Molecule: messenger RNA, 1169 nt
Organism: Contarinia nasturtii (swede midge)
Lineage: Eukaryota; Metazoa; Arthropoda; Insecta; Diptera; Cecidomyiidae
Product: 3-hydroxyacyl-CoA dehydrogenase type-2-like
Exons: 3
Coding region: 127-891 (254 amino acids)
Biological process (GO): estrogen metabolic process; fatty acid metabolic process; androgen metabolic process
Cellular component (GO): mitochondrion
Molecular function (GO): estradiol 17-beta-dehydrogenase [NAD(P)+] activity
Source: RefSeq, a predicted model, not a curated record
UGUAAACAUGCUGACAAAUGUCAAAACUAACCAAAGACUUAAGGUCUUCAAUUGAAUCUUAAUAUUAUAAUAUCAAAAUCCAAUCAGGAUUUAUUUGGCGAAAGUUUGAAUAAAUUCAAUAUAAAAAUGUUAAAGACUCUUGUAACGUUGGUAACUGGUGGAGCGUCCGGUCUGGGCCGCGGCACAGUGAAUCGAUUUGCAAAGAAAGGUGGACAAGUGAUAUUUUGUGAUUUGCCCACAUCAAAAGGUGAAGAGGUAGCUAAAGAAAUUGGAGAAAAUGUACAGUUCAUUCCGGCUGAUGUGACAUCGGAGAAAGAUAUUCAAAAUCUCGUGGAUGAAAUAACAAAAAAAUAUGGAAAACUUAAUCUAGUGGUGAAUUGUGCUGGAAUUUACAAAACAAAUAUUUUAUACAGUUCGGCACGGACGACACCCUUAAAUGACUUCAAAGACGUCUUAAUGACAAAUGUGGUGGGCACAUUCAAUGUGAUUCGAUUAACUGCCGGAUUACUUUCAAAAAAUGAGCCCGAUGGUGAUGAUCUUCGCGGUGUCAUCGUCAAUACUUCAGGUAUGAACGCAUUCAAAGGAACACUUGGCCAAACGACAAAUUCAGCCGCAUGUGGAGCCAUUCACAGUAUGACGAAACCAUUAGCAAGCGAUCUGGGUGGCGAAGGGAUUCGUGUUGUCACAAUCGCACCGUCUUUUAUCAAAACUCCAAUGAACGAACAUUUUUCAGAAGCAUUGCAACAUACAAUUUGUAGUGACAGUAUUUCCGCCCUAAACCGAUUUGGUGAUGCAGACGAAUUUGCCCAUCUUGUACAGACAAUUGUAUCAAAUCCAUAUAUUAAUGGCACCACCGUUGAAUUAUCGGCAGGACUACGAGUAUAUUUAUAACGGGAAAAUAUAAUCGAAGAACUUAUGGAGUAUUUAGUCAAAUAUGUAUGUCUUAUGAAGAAAAAAUAAAAACAAAAAAGAAAGUUUUAGAAUUAACAAUAAAAAAAAAACGGUUGAACAAAGUUUCAUAACAUUACAUUUGAUUUCAUCAGAUAAAUAUUUGAAUAUUCGCACGCACUCGACUUCUUUAGACAUUUAUUUGGUUUAAAGAAUGAAUUUGACAUUUGUUAUAUAAACCUAGGUUUUUUAAAUUUUGAUGUAAUAAAAACAAAAUUGAA